UACUACUAGCUUCUUCCCCUCUUCAACUAAAUUUGACUUCUAGUUCGUGCAUGCACGAACGGAUUCUCCUCUUUCCUCUUCUCCGAUCUCCCUCUCUCUCUCUCUCUGGAUAUAUAUAUCUCGCAACAACGUAACUAAUACUCACGAGAAGUCAAGAACACGAAUCUAUCCUUGCUACCCGAAAAUGAGGUCAUCUCCUCUCCACAUCCUCUUCCUCCUCCUUCUCCUCCUCCCUUACUUGCUCACGGCCGCCCUUGCCGGUCCUCCGGAGGACGAUGAUGAAUAUCUGACCAAAAACUACUACUCACGGAGCUGCCCCAGGUUUGAGGAGACCGUCGGCUGCAAGAUUGACUACUGGCAUUCUCUUGACUCCUCCCUCAGUCCCAGCCUCAUCCACCUCCUCUUCUUCGAUUGCGCUGUCAGGGGAUGCGAUGCGUCGAUCUUGUUGAACAACACCGGCGGCGAAAGGAGAUCUCCGGCGGCGGCGUCUCUGAGAGGUUUCCGCGUGAUCGACGACAUCAAGGCGGAGCUGGAGAAGACGUGCCCCGAGACGGUGUCCUGCGCCGACAUCCUCGUGGCCGCCGCCCGGGAAGCCACUCUGAAGGCCGGCGGGCCGUACUGGGACAACGUAUACGGCAGGAAGGACGGGCGGGUCUCCCUAGCCAAGGAGGCGGAGGCCGUCCCCACCGGCCGCGAAAGCAUCACCGAACUGAUCGACUUCUUCGACUCGCUGGGGCUCGACAUCCUCGACCUCGUCGUCCUCUCAGGCGCGCACACCAUCGGGAAAGCGACGUGCGGCGCGAUCCAGCACCGGCUGUACAACUACGGCGGCGUGGCCGGGGAGUCGGACCCGUCGAUCGACCCGCGCUACCUGAACUACCUGAAGAGGAAGUGCCGGCAGGCGUCGACGGAGGUGGAUUUUGACCCCACGACGCCGACCGAGUUCGACAACGAGUACUACCGGAACCUGAAGCGACACAUGGGGCUGCUGGGCACGGACCAGCUGCUGGCCUCCGACUCGCGCACGGAGCCCAUCGUGGAAGCGCUGGCGUCGCAGGAAGGAGUGUUCAAGCACCAGUUCGCCAAGUCGAUGAAGAACCUGGCGGAGGCGCUGGUGCUGGAGGGCAACGACGAGGGGGAGGUCAGGAUCAACUGCAACUUUGUGAACGAGAAGAAGAAGUGAUCGAUCGUCGUCGAUCGACGUGUUGACGGAGUUUGUAUUUUGGUGGUGUUUCGAGACAUCGUGAAUGUAAUUUGGCUUCUUCGUUGAGUACCGAUCAAUUCAGUUUGUGACAUUCCAGA
Messenger RNA from Zingiber officinale, 1302 nucleotides. RefSeq names its product peroxidase 7-like. The coding region runs from base 185 to 1183 and encodes 332 amino acids. NCBI's taxonomy places the organism in Eukaryota, Viridiplantae, Streptophyta, Magnoliopsida, Zingiberales, Zingiberaceae. Gene Ontology annotation, molecular function: peroxidase activity; heme binding. Gene Ontology annotation, biological process: hydrogen peroxide catabolic process; response to oxidative stress. The transcript is spliced from 3 exons. The record is from RefSeq and is a predicted model, not a curated record.